CUGCUCCGGAAUGUUAUUUAUGGCAGGCGCGCCCCCGCGGACUGCACCGUUAUUAUUCGACGAGCGACUGACACCGAAACUACAAUGUCAAACAUUUUCGGGACACCGAGCGCUUCCGUGUUCACCCGCGUCGGGAAGGACCCGUCCUGAUUUGUUAGUAUACGCACAAAACCAACGCACAAUCAAAUGAUAUAUCUGGAAGCAAAAGACUGAGAUGAUGUAUCAUCUUUCAGACAAGGUGGAAGUGUGAGUGAGUCAGGGAGAGAUGGAGGUGAUUAGAAGAAAAGACUCCGACUCAAACGGCCUCUUCUCGGACAACUCAGACAAUGACUGUGAGGAUAUGGGGGCUUGUGGACAGACCACUGGAGUGUGUUUGUGUGAAAAUAACCCCUUUACCACCUGUGAUCAGCAUCCACAGGAGGACUCCAGUGUGAAAUGUGUCCAGUGUGGUAAGAACAGACCCAUGAUCACCAGAUACUCAGAAGGUUACGGCACAGAGGAGGAGUGUGUCCAGUCUCAUCUUCAGGGAGACAGCGAUGCUGAUGCAGACAUCGAAGACACAGACAGCAGGCUCCAGAUUGUGGGUUCCCUCCAACGAAUCAGCUCCCGGAAGAGAAAGCGUCAACGAAUCACGCGGCAGGACACAACGGAGAGUGAAGACGACGGUGGGCGGAGCCACAGGACGCACCGCUGGAGUCUCCGCCUCAGUCCUCAUCGCACGCAUAACAGGACCAUACUGGAGGAGAGCAUUUCUCAGGUGCGGCCGCUGGUAAUCUGCCGUUGUGCAGCGCGAGAGACUCAAAAUGCCACGGACGACAAACCCGACAGAGGAAAAUGGCCCUUGACAGUGUUUCCCGUCCCUCUGUGCCUUCCUGUGUCUUGUUAUUUGCUCAUCGUCCCUCUCUCCGUAUCCAUUAUCAUCGUUCUCAUGUCAUUCCUCCUACCACUCACAGACACUUGACAUUGCCUUAAAAUAUUGUUGUAUAACCCUCUUCACUAUAUGAAUCAAUUCAUUUCUGUUUAGUUGUGUCUACAUGUACAGUAUAUUAGACUCUUUUAUACAGUGUUAUCUAUAGAAACCUGUUUCUGCCACAUGAGGAAAAAUUAUUUGGUAAAUCAUUAUGAGAUAAAAAGUACAAGAUACACAAAGUCAUAAUUAUGAGAUGAAAAUGUCAAGUUAUGACAAAAAUCAUUAUGACAUACUAAGUCAUAAUUAUAAGAUAAAAUGUCAAAUUAUGGUAUGUCAAAUCAAUAUGACAUGCCAAGUCAUAGUUAUAAGAUCAAAUGUCAAAUUUGACAGUAAGUCAUAAUUGUGAGAUAAAAUGUCAAAUUAUGACAGUAUGUCAUAAUUAUGAGAUAAAAUGGCAAGUUAUGACAAAAUCAAUAGGACAUGCUAAGUCAAUUGUGAGAUAAAAAUGUCAAAUUAUGACAAAAAUCAAUAUGACAUACUAAGUCAUAGUUAUGAAAUCAAAUGUCAAAUUUGGACAGUAAGUCAGAAUUAUGAGAUAGAGUGUCAAAUUAUGACAGCAAGUCAUAAUAAUGAGAUAAAAUGUCAAAUUAUGACAAAAAUCAUUGUGACAUACUAAGUCAUAGUUAUGAGAUAAAAUGUACAUUUUUGAUAGUAAGUCAUAAUUAUGAGAUAAAAUGUGAAAUUAUGACAAAAAUCAAUAUGACAAACUGAGUCAUAAUUAUGAGAUCACAUGUCAAGUUUUGACAGUAAGUCAUAAUUAUAAGAUAAAAUGUCAAAUUAUGACAAAAAUCAAUAUGACAUACCAUGUGGUAGUUAUGAGAUCACAUGUCAAGUUUUGACAGUAAGUAAUAAUUAUGAGAUAAAAUGUCAAAUUAAUGCAAAAUCAAUAGGACAUGCUAAGUCAAUUAUGAGAUAAAAUGUCAAAUUAUGACAAAAAUCAGUUAUGAGAUAAUAUGUAUUUUUUUGAUAGUGUCAUAAUUAUGAGGAACAAAAUGUAAAAUUAUGACAAAAAUCAGUAUGACAAAUCAAGUCAUAGUAAAGAGAUUACUUGUCAAGUUUUGACAGUAAGUAAUAAUUAUGAGAUAAAAUGUCAAAUUAUGACAAAAAUCAAUAUGACAUA
This is a messenger RNA of Labeo rohita (rohu), 2090 nucleotides long. RefSeq lists its product as uncharacterized. The record is from RefSeq and is a predicted model, not a curated record. The coding region runs from base 266 to 961 and encodes 231 amino acids. The transcript is spliced from 7 exons. NCBI's taxonomy places the organism in Eukaryota, Metazoa, Chordata, Actinopteri, Cypriniformes, Cyprinidae.